This is a messenger RNA of Recurvomyces mirabilis, 174 nucleotides long. RefSeq lists its product as uncharacterized. NCBI's taxonomy places the organism in Eukaryota, Fungi, Ascomycota, Dothideomycetes, Mycosphaerellales, Teratosphaeriaceae. The coding region runs from base 1 to 174 and encodes 57 amino acids. The transcript has a single exon. The record is from RefSeq and is a predicted model, not a curated record.
AUGGUCCCACUCUGCAUCGUGGUGAUUGGAGUGGUCGACAAUGCUUUCAGAGACGAAGACGAACUGCUUGAUCCGGUCAACAAAGGCAAGGUCAGGCCCGAUGUUGAUGCUGUUACGCCGACUGUUCCAACACUUGGCAAGCAGGCAACCGUGCCCAUCGUGGUGUAUGCGUAA